Molecule: messenger RNA, 997 nt
Organism: Coprinopsis cinerea okayama7#130
Lineage: Eukaryota; Fungi; Basidiomycota; Agaricomycetes; Agaricales; Psathyrellaceae
Exons: 5
Coding region: 258-908 (216 amino acids)
Biological process (GO): cellular response to oxidative stress
Cellular component (GO): fungal-type vacuole; cis-Golgi network; cytoplasm
Molecular function (GO): glutathione disulfide oxidoreductase activity
Source: RefSeq, a predicted model, not a curated record
CCACCACCACCAUCGUUGAAGCCAUACCGUCCAUAUCAAAGAGAACAUAUUCAAUAUCCGCGAUUUUCUGGGUCAUCUUGGCUAGGAAAUUUACUGAAGGACUGGAUAGACGGUAAAGACGAAAUUAGAGCGAUCAAAGCAAUUCCCAUACUCUUCUCCUCCACGUUCUACACGGUGCCAACAGCACCAAAAGCCAUCCUUAUCGUCUCUAUACCACCGUCGACGACGACAACGACUAGGAGGAAGAAGAUAGCAAGAUGGCCGCAGGUGCAACACGAAAGAGCAGACGAGGCCUGAUUCUCGGCGCCAUCCUUUUCGUCUUCGUGUUCAUUUUCUACGUUCCUUGGGAAUUGCCAGCGUCGGUAAAGGAUCGCAGAACUCCAAGUCUCUCUCGGGCUAACGUCGUGCAGCUGGUCAAGGGGUCUAAGGUAGACGAAAUCUACGGUUUGCUGUAUCUUGUCACCAGCACAGAGGAUAAUGGUCGUGCUCUCAACGAACCUGAGCACUUGGAUGUGACACAGCAACUGGACUGGGAUAUCUACGCAGCGGGAAAUCCAAAUGUCAAAUGGCGUAAGGAAGCCGCCCGUAUCGAUAAAGUUCAUCCUAUUGUCGUUUUCAGCAAGACCUACUGCCCAUACUCUCGCCGCGCUAAGCAGUUGCUUCAGAGCUACAACAUCCACCCGCCACCCAAGGUCGUAGAGGUUGAUACCCGAGACGACGGCCACUUCAUCAAGGCACUCUUGACACGUCUUACGAAGCACUCGACAUUCCCCAACGUUAUCAUCCAAGGAAAGUCAAUCGGGGGUUCCGAUAACUUGCAAACUUUACACGUCAAGGGAGAGCUCAAAGGUCUGAUCGAGGCUACUGGGGCAAAGGUCAGGAAGCCCAAGGCUCCCCCAGCCAUGUAAUUCUACCAAUACUCUCUUACGAGACUCAAACGCCGAUUCUAUACCACCCAAGUGGUCCGAAUAUGAAGAGAGAUAUUGGAACUUUUGCA